AACGAAAGAACGCGUCGUCAAUCAAUCUACCGCACGUCUACGGCGCGCCGCCGCCGCCGCGGCCGAGCUUCUUGGUCGCCAACGCCCGCUGGUCGUGAUGUUGACGCGCGAAGUCCUUCUUCGUCAGCCCUCUGUAUCCUCUCCCCCUCCCGCCGCCGUCGUCGCCGCCGCCGCUACCGCUACGUCCCCGUCCCCCUCCUCCCGCGCCCGGCGUCGGGUGCGCCUUCGGUCGGUCGCCGCGCCCCGCCGCCGCUCCCCCCGCCGCCCGCGGCGGCGGCGGCGGCGGCGCGGAGAGCCGCGCCGCGCGAUUCCCGCCGGCGCCCAAGCCGUGCACUUCCUCGCGCGUCGUCGCCGCCUGCGCCGCCGCGAUCGCCGCGGCGUCCUCCGUGCUCCGCGCCUUGACCUCCGUCGCGCCGUCCUUCGCGGCGUGGUACACCCUUCCGUUCGCGAUCCAGUACGUCUUGAGCGGACCGCCCCCGCCCCGCCCCCCGCCGCCCCUCCCGACGCCGCCGCCGCCGCCGGAGAAUCCCUCCGCCGCCCCCGCGUCGCUCCCGACGCCUCGAACCUCCGCGAGCUCGUCGAACGAGUCGUCGUACUCGUCCUCGUACUCCGCGUCGAACGCGAACCGUCGCGUCGCGCGAACCGACGCGCGGUCGAUGUCGAGGUCGAGCUCGCGCGCGGUCGCCGUCGACGCGUCGAGCGCGGAGCCUUUCCGACGAACGAACCCGCCGCCGUCGAAUUCGAACGCCGCAGCGUCGGCGUCGAGCGCGUUUGCGAUUUUCUUAUCAGGGCCGUUCUAUACGAGCGAAAGUCGGGGUGGAGUUCAAAGGCGUCAGGUGGAGUUGAAAGGCGCCGAGGGCGGGGAUUGAAAGCGAGGGGUGGGCGGAGAGACACGCCGGGCAAAGUCCUUAAGGAUCGGCGUUCAUAA
Molecule: messenger RNA, 928 nt
Organism: Micromonas pusilla CCMP1545
Lineage: Eukaryota; Viridiplantae; Chlorophyta; Mamiellophyceae; Mamiellales; Mamiellaceae
Exons: 1
Coding region: 98-928 (276 amino acids)
Source: RefSeq, a predicted model, not a curated record